Cuscuta epithymum is the source of this 1264-nucleotide messenger RNA. Lineage: Eukaryota; Viridiplantae; Streptophyta; Magnoliopsida; Solanales; Convolvulaceae. The record is from the annotation of a GenBank genome assembly.
GUCGGAUUGUGUGGAUCGAUUAAACACGUACCGUGUGAUAGUUUAAUUAAUUAAUUAUACUUGAUCGGGCUGAGCUGAGACGCACGCACGGGAAAUAAGGUAGAGAUCAUCGAUCGGUCGGAGAUAGAAGCUGGGCGGCGAUCGAUGGGAGCAUAUGAUGGGAAAGCGGAGUGCGGAAAGAGAUCAGAUGGGGAAGAAGAAGGCGUUGUGCUGCCAGGCUUCCGCUUUCAUCCCACCGACGAAGAGCUGGUCGGCUUCUACCUCACAAGAAAGGUGGCCAACCGCAACAUCAGUAUCGAAAUCAUCAAGCAGCUUGACAUCUACAAAUAUGACCCCUGGGAUCUUCCAAGAAGUAGCGCAGCAGUGGCGGGAGACAGUGUGAAGGAAUGGUACUUCUUCUGCAUAAGAGGAAGGAAAUACAAGAACAGCGUGAGGCCAAAUAGGGUAACAGGUUCCGGGUUCUGGAAGGCAACUGGCAUCGACAAGCCCGUUUUCUCCUCCGGCGGGGGCGCCGCAGCGGCAAGUGACUGCAUCAUCGGACUCAAGAAAUCACUGGUUUUCUACAGGGGAAACGCAGGAAAAGGAACCAAAACUGAUUGGAUGAUGCAUGAGUUUCGCAUGGCUCCACCGCCUGACCCCAAAGAAGCGGCUGCUACUCAAGAUCAAGCGGAGAUAUGGACACUGUGUAGAAUUUUCAAAAGGAACACACCAAACCACAAGAGAUGCAGCGGCGGCGGCAACAUGAAUGAAGAAGCAAAGGAGGCACGGAAGCAGCGGCAGAACGGCGGCGGGUUGGAAUUGGUGAUGGGAGGAGGGGCGCCGGAAUUGCAAGAGGACAAAAGAAGCCGCCAACAGCUAAUGAGCCUAUUCAGUGGGGCGGAGGACGGCGGCGGCUCGUCGUCGCGCUACACUACUACUACUACUACUUCCCUCACAAGUCUCUUGACGUCAUCCCCGACCAGCUGCGGCUACGAUGAUCGGAGCGAGUACUUGUUCCCGGUCGAUGCCAAAUGGGAUGAGCUCAAGUCCGUCGUUGGCCUCGCCACAACUGACCCUGAUCACCGUCAUGCCCCCGCCGCCGCCUGCUACACUACUCUUAACCACGCCCGCCCCUUUUUUUUCACUGCUUAAUUAGCUUGCUAGCUAGCACCCUAAUUUAUAUAUCCAUCAUUGCAAUUUAUAGCUCAUAUCAUGAUCGAUCGAUAAUUAAGACGGUUAGUACGUACUCCUACAUUAUUUUUGUAAACACAAAGACCAAGCCCCG